AUGGACAGCCACAACCAUCCCGAGGUAGCCCACGAUGAGAAGGAAAUACCACUCCACGGCGCCGACGCAGAUGUCCCCAAGUCUGCACUGGCCGCGGAGGCCAAGAAUGCGGCAGACGAAGAGCACCGGAUGACUUUGCGGACCGCUCUCAAGCUAUACCCAAAGGCAAUUGGAUGGUCAAUGCUGUUAUCUAGCACGCUAAUCAUGGAAGGUUAUGACCUCGCCCUCCUCGGAUCGCUAUACGCCUCGCCAGUAUUUAACCAGAAAUUUGGAACACAGAACCCGAUAUCUGGAAAAUGGGCCGUUUCUGCAGCAUGGCAGUCUGGUCUCUCCAACGGUGCCAGAGCGGGUGAAAUCUUCGGGUUGAUCUUUGCUGGAUGGGCGGCAGACCGUUGGGGAUACAAGUAUACUACCAUGGGAAGUUUGCUUCUGAUUAUUGCAUUCGUUUUCGUGUUGUUCUUCGCCCCCAAUGUUCAAGUACUUGUUGUAGGGGAAAUACUCUGCGGCAUCCCGUGGGGUGCUUUCCAAUCCGUCACUCCAGCCUAUGCUUCAGAAGUAGCACCAUUGGUCCUACGACCAUAUCUGACGACAUUUAUCAACAUGUGUUGGGUCAUAGGACAGUUUUUUGCUGCGGCCGUAAAUCGAAGCUCUGUAAAUAGAACUGACGAGUGGGCCUAUAAGAUCCCAUUCGGUGUCCAGUGGGUUUGGCCAGUACCGAUUCUAGCUGGUCUGAUAUUUGCUCCUGAAAGUCCUUGGUGGUAUAUUCGACACAACAACCGAGAAGCGGCGCGAAAGAGCCUAUUGAGGCUCACCAAUCCCAAGGACACAAAUUUCAACGUUGACGAAGCGAUUGCCAUGAUCGAACACACAAAUCAGAUGGAGAAGGAACUGAAAGCAGGAACUACUUUCCGUGAUUGCUUCCGGGGUGUCGAUUUGAGAAGAACAGAGAUUGUUGUUGGAAUCUGGCUAGUCCAGACUUUGGGAGGACAAAACAUCAUGGGAUACUUUGCAUACUUUCUAACCCAAGCAGGCAUGGAUGCAACUAAUUCGUUCUCUUUGUCGAUGGCCCAGUACGCCCUCGGCAUGAUCGGAACCGCUGGAUCCUGGUUCUUGAUGUCAAGGGUUGGACGAAGAACAAUUCACUUCUCUGGACUCUGCACUCAGUUCCUGCUUCUGAUUAUCGUGGGGUCGCUCGCCUUUGCCGGCACUAACGGAUCGAUCUGGGCCAUUGGUGCACUGCUGAUCAUCUUCACGUUUGUCUAUGACUUUACUGUCGGCCCCGUCACCUAUUCUCUAGUGUCGGAGUUGUCAAGCACGAGGCUCAAAGCAAAGACGAUUGUACUUGCCCGCGCGGCAUACAACGCAAGCAAUAUUUUUGUUAAUGUCAUGACAAAUUACCAAUUGAGCUCAACGGCGUGGAACUGGGGAGCGAGGGCAGCAUUCUUCUGGGCUGGCACUUGCAUUUUGAGCGCGGUGUGGGUUUUCUUUCGCUUGCCAGAACCGAAGGGGCGAACAUAUGCUGAACUCGACAUGCUUUUCGAACAUCAAGUGCCAGCUCGCCAAUUUGCCAAGACGAAGAUUGAUCCUUAUGAAAACCCAACCAACGGCGGCGAGCAGACAUUAAUGGAAAAAGAAGGUCGAGAAGAUGCGAAGUUGGCGUCCGCAUGA
This is a messenger RNA of Truncatella angustata, 1668 nucleotides long. Its product is annotated as general substrate transporter. Gene Ontology annotation, molecular function: carbohydrate:proton symporter activity. Gene Ontology annotation, cellular component: membrane. The transcript is spliced from 3 exons. Gene Ontology annotation, biological process: transmembrane transport; carbohydrate transport. The coding region runs from base 1 to 1668 and encodes 555 amino acids. The record is from RefSeq and is a predicted model, not a curated record. Lineage: Eukaryota; Fungi; Ascomycota; Sordariomycetes; Amphisphaeriales; Sporocadaceae.